AUGGCUGAUACCAAAGAGUCUACCAAUGAGCAUAUCAACCAGACCACCUCAGAGAAUGGCGACCUCAAGGGUGCUACUGCUGAAGUGAAGGUCAUCACCGGUUCUGGAGCCCUCGCGGAGGCCAAGCUCAAGGAGCCGGUCGCACGUUUCUCGAGCCAUGCGUUGAUGCUCUACAUCUGUGCUGUCGUCGGCUUCUUCUGCUCUACCUGCAACGGUUUCGACGGAUCUAUGUUCAACUCUCUUCUCACAAACGACACGUUCAAGGAGUACUACAAGGUCGAGUCCACUGGUGCCUGGGCCGGUAUCGUCACCUCCAUGUACCAGAUCGGUGGUGUCGCUGCUCUUCCUUUCAUCGGUCCUGCUUGCGACACCUGGGGUCGCAGGUACGGAAUGAUGAUCGGCGGUGCCAUUGCCUCUGCAGGUGUUAUCAUCCAAGCCACCACAAAGCCUGGUGAUAGCGCUGUUGGCCAGUUCAUGGGCGGCCGCUUGCUGCUCGGUUUCGGUGUGCCAAUUCUUACCACCGCCGGACCUCUGCACGUUAUUGAGACCGCGCACCCUGCUCAUCGCGGUGUCGUUACCGGUCUCUACAACACAUUCUGGUUUGUUGGUUCCAUUCUCGCUGCUGGUGUCACCCGAGGCUCCGUCAACCUUGUAGGCAACAUGAGCUGGACCGUGCCCGUAUGGCUGCAGAUCCUCUUCCCUGCUCUGAUCCUCUGCCUGGCUUGGUUUCUUCCUGAGUCACCUAGAUGGCUCUAUACUCGUGGCAAACACUCCGAGGCCAAAAAGGUUCUCGCCAAGUACCACGGAUGUGGCCGAGAGGACAGCAUUUGGGUCACUAUGCAGAUCAACGAGUAUGAAGAGUAUCUUAACAUGGACGGUGGCGACAAGCGCUGGUGGGACUACGGUGCACUCUUCAAGCACCGCGCUUCCCGCUACCGUCUUGCUUGCAACUGCACGGUAGCUAUUUUUGGCCAAUGGGCCGGUAACGGUGCGGUCGAUUACUUCCUUGAUGGUGUUCUGGAAUCGGCCGGUAUCACUGAGCAGCUGAAGAAGAUGAACAUCAACUUGGGCAAAUCUUGCAUGCAACUGAGUUUUGCCGUUAUCGGUGCCUUUUUCGUGGACAAGCUUGGUCGACGCCCCAUGCUCAUUGGCACGUUCUCCACCGUCACCUUCAUCUGGAUUGCUGCCACCGUAGCCGUAUCCAUCCAGAAGAGCAGCGGAUCCGACUCUGCCAGCAACGCCUUCAUCGCCUUUAUCUUCCUCUUCAACGCCGUCUUCGCCUUUGGUAUCACACCUCUUCAGGCUCUGUACCCUGUUGAAGUCUUGUCCUUCGAGAUGCGCGCCAAGGGCAUGGCCUUCUCGAACUUGUCCCUCACCACUGCCAUGUUGAUCAACCAGUUCGCGUACCCUAUUGCCCUGAAGAAGAUCGAGUGGAAGCUCUACAUUGUCUUCAUCAUUUGGUGCCCAAUUCAGGCUUUUGUUGUCUGGAUGUUCAUCCCCGAGACCAAGAACAGGACGCUCGAGGAAAUCGACGACAUCUUCAACAGCCCCAACCCCCGCAACGCUUCUCUCAUCAAGAAGAAGGUCGCCACCGAUCACAGCGGCAACAUCCUCGAGAUCGAGAAGAUCUAA
Molecule: messenger RNA, 1632 nt
Organism: Ascochyta rabiei
Lineage: Eukaryota; Fungi; Ascomycota; Dothideomycetes; Pleosporales; Didymellaceae
Exons: 5
Coding region: 1-1632 (543 amino acids)
Biological process (GO): transmembrane transport; carbohydrate transport
Cellular component (GO): membrane
Molecular function (GO): carbohydrate:proton symporter activity
Source: RefSeq, a predicted model, not a curated record